Molecule: messenger RNA, 4210 nt
Organism: Varroa destructor (honeybee mite)
Lineage: Eukaryota; Metazoa; Arthropoda; Arachnida; Mesostigmata; Varroidae
Source: RefSeq, a predicted model, not a curated record
GGACACGAAAACGGCCUGCGCCGCGUUUCCCGUCGCAGUUUCUUCGUAAAUGCACGCGGAACAACGCCAGUCGCCUGUCGUCGCCGAUGGCCGAUUGUGACUGCAGUUGUAUACAUGUUCUUUGUGUGGCACGUCUUGCCUAGACCCUCCCCUUCUCUCCACAUAACUUGGUUCGAUUAUUAGCCGCCAGUUAUUUUGCAUCUUGUCAAGAUAGUCAUCGCGAGAUACAGAGUUGCUGUUGCGGGAUUGGAAACUCGUGUUUCAUUGUGUUUGUUUGGCUUCGAGGAACAGCUUUAUAGUGUUUUUGGUGUGUUGAAACAACAGCGAUGAUGUGGGUGGUCUUGAUGGUGCUGUUAACGGUAGCCACUGUUGGAAACGCUGGACACCGUGAUGGCGGCCCAAGCCAUGGAAGCUGGAAAGCGGACGAAAUGAUUAAAUACGUUCAUAAGGUAAUUCCUGUAUAUGUUCCAGUGCCAGUGGCGAAACAUGUCUCUGUCCCGAAGUACUAUCCGGUGAAGAAGGUGGUACAUGUACCUCAGCCUGUUUCAGUGCCUGUCAAAGUACCCGUUGUGAGGAAGGUCCCGAAGCUCGUCAAGGAUCAUAAAAUGAUUGGCAUACCAAAGCCAAGCUUCUCGCAUCAUUUUGUCAACUUUGGCAUACCGUAUCCUGUGUUCAAGCAUCAUCCGGUGACGAUCUAUCGUAGUAUGCCGGUGGAUAAAGUCAUCACAAUACCUGUGCCGCUUAAGAUUCCCAAAUACUACCCAGUAAAGGUGCACAAAGUGAUCACAGUGCCAAAACCAUUCCAUGUGCCUGUUGAGGUACCCAUCUAUAAGAAUGUUAUAGUCAAAAAACCUGUUUACGUGCCUGUGCCAGUCUACAUGAAGACAAACAAGCCUAUACAUCAUGGCUGGUAAUCUGACCGUGGGUUCAAAUGAGAAAUGUUAUGGGAUUUUCCCCUCUAUGUAAAGGCUGUUCUGGAAACACGUUGAAGUCGCCUAUACUAUCGUAUGGCGCGACACGACUGAGCGAAAAUGAACUGGAUGACAAACAUUGGUACGGACGAGAAGCGCUACUGCUAAGCGAUCCGUUAAUAUUUCAGCCCGUCAAUAGAUGAAUAGGUUUUUUCCUGCAAUGCUGAUAUUGCUAAGCGUCAAUUUUGAAUACGCGCGUCCUUCCCUACCUGCUGAGGGAUAGCACAACAAAUAUACUGUUUGCUAGAUGUCUGCCGAUGGUUCACAUUUGUCCUUAUAGGAACAAAGUUGAAAAGAGCAUCAUAGCAUUUUUGAUGCUGUAUUGCGUACGUUUUGAUCCUUCGGCAGUAACACUCGGCAUUUGUUUGUGAAACGAGUUGUGACUCAAUACGUUUAUUAUUCUAUAUUUGGAUGAAAUGUUUAUUCCCGUUAUACGUAGUGUGGUAUCCUGUAGGGACAACAAGGGCUGUCGACGCGAUUGUUCAGCAAAACAAUGCACGCCCAUUGUUCGAUGAGGUCAAACCAGUGACCAAUUUUGAUUUUGUUCCCACUGAUCUAAGUGACCACAUAAGUGUUACUUAUGUCAAUACUGUAUAUGCGAAGAUAAAGGUUAUUUGGAUACCAUUAAUAUUUUCAUAAAAGGUAUUAAUAGACUGACUCGUUAGUACAGCCAAGGGUCAAUAUGAUAGGGCACAAAAAGACCAGCUUCAUUGACGUGCAAAAGAGUAAAUCGUUCCCUUUCGAUUAUCGCAAUUAUCUAGCCGCUAUUUGAUUUAUUUCUGUCCAGGCAUUAUAUAUAUUGUAGGAGUUCAUCGAUGCUUCAGCUAGUUUUCAAGCGACUUCAAUGAUAAAAGUACUCCGGUAAUUUUUUUCUAUCGCAUUUUUAUGCUACAAAAGAGCGAUUUUUCCUAUAUCUACUGCGAGUAUUAUAGUGCUUUGCGGACCGUUCGUUCAACAAGGACCGAACCCUUCAUUCGUCUUUUUCGCGUGAUGUAUUAUACAUUGGAUACGAGUAUUCUUGACAUAUAAAUAGCGACCCGUAUUUUGUUGCCGAGAAUUGUUAGAAGCGAGCGUGACUUGUUUUUGUUAACACUGCAUAAGUUCGCAGCGUCCAGUAUGUGCGAUAGGCCACGAGAUGCGGUAACUAAUGCUGCUUAUUUUUUUCAAAAGACAGGCUAAAUUAUAGCCCGUUCAGUGACGUAGUUACUUUUUUUCAUAGAAACUAUUGCAGUUGACAAUUUGGAUCAUCAACAGCGUUACGAUGACGUACAUUUCCGUACCGAUUGCAAACAUGUUCAUGAGUAGAUAUAUUGAUGCUGUUAAAUGCCAAUGUUUAAUUCAUGUUUCAAAUCUAGUCUAAUUGAAAAGGGACGAUUGUUUGUAUGCUUCAAAUGCCCUGCAUGUAUUUUUUUUUAUAUUCGAAAUACACGCAGAUAAUUCAAGUAUAUCGAAGCAAGGGUAAACAGCCGUUAAGGAUAGAGCAGUGAUUUGAUAACGUUUUCUGACUAAUUCGCUAAUCGAAGGUCCAUUCGCCCAGCUCCCUUCAUUGUCUCGAUUUAAGUAUAUCUUGGGCUAGUGAUCAUGUCGCAGAUUUACCAUGCAAGAAUGAGUUCUCAGAUAUGAGAAACAAUGCAAAUUAUACAUGAGGGGUUAAAAGGAUACGACCCGAUUCGAUUUCGUCACUUCCGAACAAGUAACAUCGACUAAAACGAACAUCGCAUCAAAAUGCUGAGACCCGAGCGUUGGAAAAUCUCUAGACGUCGGUUAAGAUGAUAGAGUAUAUCUCGUGGCUUACUUUCGCUGCAAACGACUUUAGGUUUCGGUUAUGACGCCCAUGACAAUGUUUCACUACAUAUAUGUGUACGCGUGCGUGCGUGCGUGUGUGUGUUUAUACGCGGAUAUGCGUGUUACACGUCUAUGUAAGCUUUCAUAUAACAUUGCUUGCAAUUAUCUCAAUCAUCUUUAUGUUGUUAUUAGUACUGUCUCAUAGUUUAAUUGCUAUAAUUGUGCCGACUGCAUCUGGAGUGUUUUGCCCUGUGAGACGGCCCUUCAUCUGAAACGGAGCCUUAAGUAAACAUCACAAGUCAAUUAGGCCACUAUUGAAAUAUGAAGCGUGCGUUACUAUAAUAUGUCUGUUGGUCUACAUGAAGAACGCAAUAACGACUGGUGUUGAAAAUCAUACGAUUAGUAUCGCUGACUCUUAUUCUCAUACGUUACGUACCGUUGAUGUCAGUUGCUGUUCACAUGUACACAGUUACUCUAUGUACUUUCCUAUUAUAUAUCAGGUCUUGAUGAGCCGUUUCAACUGGACCCGUCUGCUGGAAGAGAAUAUCAUUUAUUGGCAGGCUUAUUAUGUAGUUUAUUAUUAUAUUGCGUAGUAAAAGUUGACCCGAUCCCAAUCAUUUUACAAAUUGUAAAAUACGAUAUAUAUAUAUGAACAUCAUGAGCAUUGCCGAGUAUGGUAUACAGCGUGUAAUCACUCAGCCUAGUCGUACCUAGAAAUUACUAUAACAUACGAAGAAGUCCGCUGCCAAAAAGUAGGGCUGGUCCCGGUAUCUUGUCAGGACCCGUUAAGGCCGAAGCAGUCAUUCACGCAGGCGUGUACCAUUUGUUGUAGCAGGGCCGGACUUUUGUCCUAUAUAUUAGUUAGUCUAUAUUCCGCACAAUUGGCGAUGCUAGUUUCUGUUAUCGCUCAUCGCUAUCCUAAUAUGCUACAAGACAAAAAAGAAAAUACCUUUGGCUCAUUACCCUAACUGUAAUCGUAAAUUGUUCCUUCACCGCAAAAAAGGUCCUGCAAUUACUAAACGUGUUAUGAGUGUCGAUGAUAAAUUAAACUAGAUAGCACUGUUUAUUGACGAUCAGGCGCAUAUUCUGUAGGGCCAACGAUGCAAACGUUACUUGCACUAUAGCCAUCAGACAGUUGGUCCGGCAUGUUAACGGACGACCAGGCUAUUAACAGACCUGAUUGUAGAUGCGAAAAGGACACUACCAAUUCGUUGAGAUAGAUAGAUAGAUGCUAUUUUCAAGUUUCGGUUCUACUGCCAAUUAUACAUUAUGUAAAAUAUAAAAGUUCAGGAACGUGCAAAAGUGUGCGAGCGAUGCCUCCUCUACCGUCGCUGUUGUUGUUAUCGUUGGUAACUAGCAAUUAUUAUUAUUAUUAUUAUUAUUAUUAACAAAAAACGAAGAAAAAACAAAUGAAAAACAAUGUGACAACCAUUCCAGUGUAUUCUUGGUUGAAU